Messenger RNA from Solea senegalensis (Senegalese sole), 3010 nucleotides. RefSeq lists its product as uncharacterized. The record is from RefSeq and is a predicted model, not a curated record. The transcript is spliced from 21 exons. The coding region runs from base 216 to 2978 and encodes 920 amino acids. NCBI's taxonomy places the organism in Eukaryota, Metazoa, Chordata, Actinopteri, Pleuronectiformes, Soleidae.
GCCACUCUGUGUGCAGCAGGUGUGGAAUCACUGAUGACCUUCACCUGUGCACUGUGAUCAAACGAUGUAUAAAACAGCUGCUGGUGGCCGUGUGAAGCAGUCAGCCACGUCGCUACAGAGUUGGUUUGUAGGUAAAGGUUGCUGGGGUUUCAGUGCCAAUCUCUGACAGUGGUUUGGUUUUUGUAACUCUUUGUUUGGCUGCGGACAGACUUGAUAUGAUGAGGCUUAACAAUAUUUUGUUGUGGGACUUCACCAUGGCUGCGUUAAUCAUCUUGGCUCAAGCAAGGCCAAGUAUGAAGACGAAUUCCCAGUCAAGCAGUGGUUUAAGGUCAGACUGUGUUGGUAAUCUCAUGAGGCUGUCCUUAGACGGGGCUCUCGCAGUGGGGAACCAGCUUGAAGUGGACGCUGUCAAUGGCACCCAGCACAUUGCAUUAACACCCAGCCUGGCUGCUCAGUGUGGAUAUAGCAUGGAGUCUGACCCAUGGGGAAACACUAGGAUCUACACAUCUCUGAUGGGCUGCUAUGUGGAAAACCAAGAGGACCUUACCUUUAAUGUUGGCAUGAGGCUGCGUUUGUACAACCAGAGUCCCUCCGAUAUGUCCAGUCAUGAUGUGACUCAGACAUGCAGCUACUCACGGUGGGCCUCAAGAGAGGUUCUCUGUGACAGGAACUACAUGGAAGUGUCAACCCGCAUGGCUACACCUGAGCCUGAAGCUAAAGGACAGGCUCAGGAUGUUAAAGAGGACUCGAAGAACAAUGCUGUUCAAAGUGCAUCAGAUGCCGCACAUGGCAUCUGGAAAAUGACCUUUUUCACCCCAGAGCCAGUGUCCAUGGUGCUGAGGGAGGCUACACAAUCUGGUUACGCUGCCAAGUUGACCCCAACCCGCGUGGUUGUGCGAAGCCCGUACAAUACAGCUGAGACUUAUACUGAGGAUGUAGCGGGAGUCUCCAUGGAGGUUUUCAGGGUGACUGCUUACUACAAUACCCCUCAUGGUUUGAAUGUUGUCAACUUGGCAGCUGCUUGUCCCACAAGUGGCAUCCUCUUUACCGAGGACACAAUCUCCUGGUACGUGCCUCGCCGUGUGACGCCCCUGAUGGAUGGCAGCUUUAAAAUCCUAGAAUUGCACAUGGGCAUCAACGGGCAGAGGCUGGAGAAAUCUCAGAUGGCCACACGUGGGUACACGCUAUCUCAAACGGAUUUCCACAUUGUCAUCGAGAUCCCCGUGGGCUCGCCUGAUGGUUACUACAAGAGCCAUGCCCCAGAUUACCAGUACCACAUCACCUACAGUGUGGAGCCCAUGCUUGAUGUACUGUGGAGGGCAGAUGACACCCAGGAUGAUACUAGAUACAAGAUUUUGUUCCCCAUUACCAGUCCUCUGAUGCCCAGACCGCCACACUUUAAUGAUGACACCAUUGCACAAAACAGGAUGUUCAGUGUUCUUUUGGGGACCUUUCUUCAGGAUGUGGAACUGAAGAAUAUCACAUUUUCCACUGGGGUUCUCACUGUUGAGGAGUGCAAUGCCAGAGGCUUUGCUGUCCAGCAGCACAGUUUCCCCAACGGAUCAAAGAGCUUCUCUCUGCAAGUGCCUUUUGAUGCCGACGUUGUCCUGAAGCAUAAUCCUGAGAAGUUGGUGACCGUCUACUUCCUCCCUCUGGUCUUUGGGUUUCUAGUUCAACCUGAGGAAACCCCUUUCGCUCACCCAGUGGAUUUGGAGGCUUCUCUACAGGAUGUUGUGCUGCCCUUCCUCACUGGCACCUGCGACGAGAAGAACUUUCACAUCGUGGUGACGUACGGGAGUCAAGGCCACGGUUUCCAGACACUGGUUGGAUAUCGGCAGCUGACUCCUGACCUGUCUGUUCUCUACAACGUGAGAAGUAACGAGACCCACAAGAGCAUUGUGGUGCCGUACAUGGCAAAGGACGUGGCAUUUGAGCUGUUUACGUCCGACUCACUUCGCGCCAGACUUGACGUCAUAUUGUGGGAUCCAGUCAAUGAGUGGACGCUCGGUGAUCUCUAUCUGUCCUGCAGUUUCCCCUUGAUCACCACCAACUGUUACCCAAAUGGAACCGUGACCGCUGUGGCUGUGAAGGUGGAAUCGGUGCCCAAUCUCUCUCCAAGUGCGCUGACUCUGAAGGACCAGUCCUGCAAACCAGUUUUUAGUGACGACCGCUUUGCUUAUUUCACUUUCAAUGUUGAUUCCUGUGGGACCACCCGAAUGUUUUUGGAUCACGACAUGCUCUACGAGAAUGAGAUUGGCCUCUAUUACGACACUUACAGCAAAGGCACAGCCUACACGUCACCAGUUGAUCCCGACUACAGGCAAACUAUUUCUUGCUACUACGUCGUCAACGACACCAAGACCAUUGCAUUCAACUCUAAACCAAUCGGCAAAGAACCGACGGCCGAGAUCGGAUUGGGACAACUGAUGGUGCAGAUGAGACUAGCGGAAGAUUCCUUCUACGAAUUCUUCUUCCAAGCAGAAGAUUAUCCAGUGAUCAAGUAUCUGAGGCAACCUCUUUACUUUGAGGUGGAGCUCAUGCACUCUGCUGACCCACAGUUGGAGCUCAUCCUAGAGAAUUGCUGGGCUACUCUUCAUGAAGACAGGACAUCGCUGCCCAGUUGGGACAUCAUUGUGGACAGCUGUGGCAACCAAGACGACAGCGACAUGACUAUCUUCCACCCCGUCGUGAGCGACACCAGAGUUGUCGUCCCAUCCCACGUGAAACGCUUCUCAACAAAAAUGUUCACCUUCGUUCAAGAUGAAGAGGUUCUGAAGGACGAGAUCUACGUCCACUGCGAUGCACUGAUUUGUGACACAAGCAACCGAGCAGAUGGCGCCUGCAGAGGCCAGUGCGCACAUCCAGGCAUGAAUCCCUCUGGACACCAGAGGGUGAAAGUAAAAAGAGAGCAAAGACGCACGGACUUGAGCCACCAAAGGCAAAUCUCUUCCGGGCCCAUUUACCUGUUAACCCCCUAACUCAAACUGCAAUAAAUGUUUCUUAAACUAUA